This is a messenger RNA of Sus scrofa (pig), 1799 nucleotides long. It is a transcript of the gene DHFR, whose product is annotated as dihydrofolate reductase. Gene Ontology annotation, cellular component: mitochondrion. The record is from RefSeq and is a predicted model, not a curated record. Gene Ontology annotation, biological process: folic acid metabolic process; dihydrofolate metabolic process; tetrahydrofolate biosynthetic process. NCBI's taxonomy places the organism in Eukaryota, Metazoa, Chordata, Mammalia, Artiodactyla, Suidae. Gene Ontology annotation, molecular function: dihydrofolate reductase activity; NADP binding.
CUGCGGAGUCAGAGUCAGGGGUCACCGUCUCGGCUGCACCCGUAGGGGCGGAGGUGGAUUUCAGGCUUCCCGUAGACUGGAAGAAUCUGCUCAAAACUGCUUGUCUUGCAGGGGCUGAGCUGGCAGCUGCAGCGCCGCCAGAGGAACGAAUACAAAUAUUUCCAAAGAAUGACCACAACCUCUUCAGUAGAAGGCAAACAGAAUUUGGUGAUUAUGGGUAGGAAGACCUGGUUCUCCAUUCCGGAGAAGAAUCGACCUUUAAAGGACAGAAUUAAUAUAGUUCUCAGUAGAGAACUCAAGGAACCUCCACAGGGAGCUCAUUUUCUUGCCAAAAGUCUGGAUGAUGCCUUAAAACUUACUGAGCAGCCAGAAUUAAAAAAUAAAGUGGACAUGGUUUGGAUAGUGGGAGGCAGUUCAGUUUAUAAGGAAGCCAUGAACAAGCCAGGCCAUAUUAGACUUUUUGUGACAAGGAUCAUGAAAGAAUUUGAAAGUGACACAUUUUUCCCAGAAAUUGACUUGGAAAAAUAUAAACUUCUCUCAGAAUGUUCAGGAGUUCCUUCUGAUGUCCAGGAAGAGAAAGGCAUUAAGUACAAAUUUGAAGUAUAUGAAAAGAACAAUUAAUGUGAAAGUGUUUUCUGACCUAUUUCACACCCUCUCCCUCUCCCCAAAAUGUAUUUUUUUGUUGUUGUUGACUUUGGACCUAUGGAUAACUAUUUCAAAGCAGUUUGCUUUUAUUUGCCAUUCAUCUAAACAAGACAUGUAUCAGAUACCCUUUGUGAAACAUUUCUUGCUCUGUCUGAAUGCCCAUCAAGAGCCAGGAAUAGGUUACCAGCACCUGCCUAGAGUAGAAUAUCUACUAUCUACCAAGACAACCCAGAGUGGGAGAGUCCCCUGGCGGCAUGAGUUGAAACCAGGGCCUGUAGAGAUAGGGGCUAGACAGAUGGGUCCAAGGGUGAGAAAUAGAUUUUACACAGAAGAGCUAGAACUCAGUUAUUAAAAUUAGAAGAAAAGAGGGACUAUGAAUUAUUCUAUGUGUAUCACACAUCUGAGAAAAAUUCUGUUCAUUCACACCAGGGAAUCUAAGUUUCGAAUUCGAGGAUAGUCCUUGGAUGCAGUAAGGAGGCAGGUUUGAGACAGCCUUUUCAGUGGUUAAAAGGGUAGAUCUGAGACCUUUAAAAAUGUUUAGCAAAGAUUUACAUGAUUAUAUAUCUAGAAAAAAAUAGCAUUUUCUGCCUUAUAAAUUCGUACAACCUUUUUAGAGUGUAAGUUAGCAACAUCAAGUAAGAUUCAACAUACUCUUCAGAGUUCCCAUUGUGGCACAGUGGAAACGAAUCCAGACUAGGAACUUUGAGGUUGCAGGUUCAAUCCCUGGCCUUGGCUUAGUGGGUUAAGGAUCUGGUGUUGCCGUGAGCUGUGGUGUAAGUCGCAGAUGUGGCUCGGAUCUAGCGUUGCUGUGGCUGUGGUGUAGGCCAGCAGCUGUAGCUCCGAUUAGACCCCUAGCCUGGGAACCUCUAUAUGCCACAAGUGAGGCCCUAAAAAGCGAAAAAAAAAAAAAAAAAGAUUCAACAUAUUCUUGGUUUGGACCCAGAACUUCCACUUCUAGAAAUUUGUCCUGAACAAAGAGAUGAACUUAACAGUUUUUGUUAAAACAUUUUUUUUUUAACUUGGAAACAACCAAAUGUUGAUUAAUAAUAACUAACCAGCAGGUCUGUUAAAUGUAUUAUCUGCAGCAGUUAAAAGAAGUACUGACAGAAACAUGUCACAAAUUGCUGAGUAAAAGAAGCAAAUUGUAUAUAAUA